GAGCCGCGGGUUUCCUGAGUUCUUGAGGGAGGAGGAUCCUCCUCGCUGAGCCAUCAGAUCCUGUCAUCGACACCCUCGAAUCAUGGAGCUGAGAACUGAGCUUUUAAAAUCCAUUUGGUACGCCUUCACGGCCUUGGACACGGAGAAAAGCGGCAAAGUGUCCAAAUCUCAGCUGAAAGUGCUCUCUCACAAUUUGUACACUGUACUUUGUAUACCUCAUGAUCCUGUGGCACUGGAGGAACAUUUCAGGGAUGAUGAUGAUGGGCCAGUAUCAAGCCAGGGAUAUAUGCCGUAUCUCAACAAAUACAUCCUGGACAAGGUAGAGGAAGGUGCUUUUGUCAAGGAGAGUUUUGAUGAGCUUUGCUGGACGUUGACAGCAAAGAAGAAUUACAAGCCAGACCGGAAUGGGAACAGUGUUAUAUCCCAUACAGAUGCUUUCAAACUCUGGUGUCUCUUUAAUUUCCUAUCUGAAGACAAGUACCCUCUUGUUAUGGUUCCAGAUGAGGUGGAAUACCUUCUGAAGAAGGUCUGUACAGCCAUGAACAUUGAGCUCAACAGUGGGGAGUUAGAUGACUACCUAUCUCAAGAGGCCCUGCAGCAGAGCGGUUUGACAGUCUGGCAAUUCCUGGACUUGGUAAAUUCAGGCCGGUUCCUACGGGGGAUUGAGCGUGAGGCCAUCAGUAUGGCUGUUGAAGAGGUCUACCAGGAGAUCAUUGGGGAUGUGCUCAAACAGGGCUAUUUAUGGAAGAAAGGCCAUUUGAGGAGGAACUGGUCUGAGCGAUGGUUCACCCUAAAGCCCAGCGAACUUUCUUACUACGAGAGUGAGGAACGGAAGGAGAAAAAAGGGAGCAUUUCUUUGGACAGAAAUUCAUGUGUGGAGAUCUUGCCUGACAAGGAUGGGAAGCGAUGUAUGUUCUGUGUGAAAACGGCUUCUCGGACAUAUGAAAUGAGUGCCUCGGACACCAGGCAGAGGCAGGAGUGGACACUUGCCAUCCAGGUGGCAAUCCGCCUACAGGCAGAGGGCAAGAAGUCUCUGCACAAAGAUUUAAAGCAGAAGCGGCGGGAACAACGAGAGCAGCGAGAGCGAAAGAAGGCCGCCAAGGAGGAGGAGAUGCAGCGCCUGAAGCAGCUGCAGGAGGAAAAGGAGCGCAAGUUGCAGGAACUGGAGUUGCUGAAGGAGGCCCAGAAGCAAGCUGAGCUUCUGCUCCAGGAGGAAGAGCAGCGGCGCCAGCAGCAGCAUGAGGAGAUGCAGAAGAUGCUGGAGAUACAGCUGCGGGAAGCUGAACAGGCUCGUGCUUCCAUGCAGGCUGAGAUGGUUCUGAAGGAGGCAGAAGCUGAACGUCAACGCAAGCGCAUUAAAGAAUUGGAGGAGAUGCAGAAACGACUCCAAGAUGCGCUACAGCAGGAAGUUAGAGCUCGUCAAGAUGAAGAGGCUGUGAGAUAUGCACAGGCCAGGCUGUUGGCUGAAGAGGAGGACAAGUUGAAGCAGCUGAUGAAGUUAAAGGAAGAGCAGGAGGAGUACAUCAUCCAGGCCCAGCAUGAAAAGCUGGUCCUCAAGCAAGAGAUGGAAAACAAGAGCAAGUUUUUGGAAGAUGCCCAAAAGCAGCUGGAAGAAGUUAGAGUGAAUAGAGAGAGAGUGGACCAAGAUGUCAUGUUGGCCCAACGGAAACUCCAACAAGCUAGCACCAAUGUAAAGCACUGGAAUGUCCAGAUGAAUCGGCUGAUGCAUCCCAUUGCACCAGGAGGGAAGCGUACAGUAGCAAGUGGUGGGUUCUCUGGCUUCAAUCCUGAACUCUUGUCCAGGAGAGAUUCUUCUCUCAAACUGAAGCAGAGUCUGGAAAAGAAGAAAUCUGAUGCCCUGAAGGAUCAAAGCAAGGAAAAUGUAAAUGGAGAGACUGAGAAGCAGCUGCAAACUCCUGAUAAGGAUAAUCCUAGCUCAGCAACUCUCUGAUUAGCCACAGAAGAGAGGCAAACCAACAUGUUGAAAUUUAGGGACCAGGAAGUAAACAUCAUGACAGCUUGACGCUAAAGUUAUAGUGUAUAUAUACAUAAGAAUGCAGGACAGAUGUAAAGAUUGUAUAGGAAAGUAAGGUCAUGAUUCUACUCUAUUCGGCCAAGGGCUAUGCUGGUAUCGGUUUUUACAGCACUAGAGCAGCACCUGAUGUAUAUAAGAUGGACAAAAUGAAGACUUCCUUAUCCAAAAUACAGAAGUGUAGUUCUUUGGGAUUACCGCUUCCAGGGGCGUAGCAAGGUUGGAGUGGGCCCAGGGACAAAUAAUGAAAAUGGGCCCUUGCCUCCCCACCUUCUUCAGAGGUAGGGGAGCGGGAAGCAAAGAGCAAGCUGUCACUGAGCUGACAGGCCCAUUCGCCCUUAGUUGUGGCUACACCCCUGCACAGAACUGCUCCAGGUAUAUAGCUCAUAUAUUUCAGUUUCUUCUUACAAACAAGCAAGUAUUCUAGUCGCUAACUAAGCAAAGAGGCAUCUUUUUCAAGUGAUGAUUCUCUUACAUUUAGCAAGAGGAGAGCAACUGGCCCUAUCCAACCCCCCAGCACGGCACCUCUCCAGUUGCUGUUGCUGGUGUCUACCUUGUGCUUUUGUUUUUAAGAUUGUGAGCCCUUUGGGAACAGGGAACCAUUUUAUUUAUGUUUGUUUUUCUGUGUAAACCACUUUGGAAAUUUUGGUUGAAAAGCUGUAUAUAAAUGUGUGUAGUAGUAGCAGUUAUAAAAUUGCUUAGUUAUAAAUGAUAAAAUAUGAAACCUGUCAAUUUUAGACUUCAGGAGACCUCCAGGCUUGCAGGGGUAAGGAAAAUUUGGUUGUUUUGAAUUUGCCAAGAGCAGGGACAGAAAAUAAUACCUGCCCUCACAAACAAAGGACUCCAGCAAAAAGCAAAUACUACAAAUUGUCUUUUCAACAAGCCUUGAGACAAGUAUCUUUUCUCAGACGUGAACUUCUCCCAACUUGCAAAAUCGUGCCCAGAAUCUUAACCUGGACCUGAAGCAUGCAUCCCUUUCUACAUGCUUCAAGACCACCCACCCCCCUCCACUUCAGACUCAAGUGAUGCAAUGAUGAAAUAAGCAACAAAGACAAUAGAAGUGUAAGACUGUGUCUGACUUCCAGAGCUGCCAACUCUGACAGAAGUGAUUCCUGGAGAUUUCCCCGACUCCAGUAUUAUGCACAAUAUCUAGACUGCUUCAAUAUGCUGAUUUUUGGAGACUCCCAGGUCAGACCUAGAGGAUUGACAGCCCUACAUGACUUCAUUAACCUGAGGCAUCUUUGUUGUUUGUCUGGGAGGAGUUAACAGAAAUCUGACAACAUCCUCCUCCCAAUCCUCAUCCUCCCCUUCCUCACUCCAUGCAAUUGUGACUUGGGAUACACCACUGGAAAUGGGGAAUCUGAAGUGAAUUUUAAGUUGCCUCCAAUGGGAAGCAGGCAAGCCCCUUCUAAAAUGAACAAACCCCAAGACUUUUCUGCUGCUGGAAUUUGGCAACAGAGGCUUCUCCCACUCCCCUCUCUUCCCCUCCCCUCAAAAAAAGAGAAACAAAGAAAUUUCUUGUCCUGUGCUUCUUGUGGUAGGGUGAAGUACUCUCUCCUGUGUGACCAGGCAGGGAGAGAGGAAGAUAUGGGCUCCCUGAGAAACAGCUGCACUGCAGCAAAGUCAAUAGGUUAGAGAUCACCUCUGCUCCUCAUGCAGACCUGGAAAGGAGUUAAAGCUGGGUAAAAGGGAGGCUACAUUAUUUAUGGGGGCUUUAAAGAACCCCUGAAACAGCUCCAGGCAAUAUUAGGCACAAUAGCAGAGCACAUGUAUGUGUGUUUACCACAUGGAGCUUCUUCUGUGAUAGGAGAGAAGUGGUGCUAGGGUCCACAAGGUUCCAGGAAAUGAAACAGAUGGGAUGUCAUGCACACCUCCUUUCAGCUAUCUCUUUGGCACCAGUACCCAUGCAGCACUAGUAUGAAGGAAAGGGGGUGCUAGGGACCACAAAGAAAGCAAAUAUAUAGUGUGGCUUGACUUGGCAUUCUCCAACAUUGGGUGCUCCACUCCAGUCAGUGGUACAGAGACACAAAAUUUUCACACAGGCAGUGGGGCGAGCCUCUUGCGGUCCCCAACAGCUCCUGCAAGCAGGGAUGGUCUAAGGACAUUUGUCCUCUCCUGCUCCAUUACAGCCAUAUGCCUGACUGUUUCCCUGUGGCACAUUCUGCUUGGCCUCAGCAGAUAAAGGAAACGAUUGGUUGCAA
Molecule: messenger RNA, 4233 nt
Organism: Hemicordylus capensis (graceful crag lizard)
Lineage: Eukaryota; Metazoa; Chordata; Lepidosauria; Squamata; Cordylidae
Gene: DEF6
Product: DEF6 guanine nucleotide exchange factor
Exons: 11
Coding region: 83-1951 (622 amino acids)
Cellular component (GO): cytoplasm; nucleus
Source: RefSeq, a predicted model, not a curated record